AUGGCCGAUGAAUGUCGAGAUGUUAGUGGUACACAACAACUAUCUAUAGUUAUUCGAUUCGUUCCUGAUCCAAAUAGAUGUACAAUUGAUAAAGCUUAUAUUGUAAAAGAAUAUUUUCUUGGAUUUAUACCAUUAGCACAAUUUGAUGUUGAAACGUUGGCAAAUAAGAUUGCUGAAUUUCUAAAUUAUUGGAAAAUUCCUUUAGAAUCUUGUAUUUGUUUAUGUUUCGAUGGAACGUCAGUGAUGUCUGGAUGUGUUGCUGGAGUUCAUGUUUAUCUUAAGAAAUAUAUGCCGAAUUCACUCUAUGUACAUUGUGCAGCUCACAGACUGAACCUCGUCAUAAGCGAUACAUGUAAAGUUGUAUGUUACAUUUCGGAUUAUUUCUCAAUAGUAUCUCAAAUUUAUACCUUUUUCACCGAAUUCGGCGUGACCAAUAUUUAUUUCAAACAAGCUCAAAUUGAUUUAGGUCAAGUACAAUCUUCAACACUUAAAUUAUGGAUCAUCACUCGUUGGAUUGCCAUUGAUUCUAUUGUUAAUAAUUUUCCUGCAAUUGUUCGAGCACUUCGUGAUCUAAGUGAAGAUGGGAGUGGUACACGAUCGACAAAUGCAUUAGGAAUUCUAAUACAUGCUAAAAAAUCAGUUUUUAUUAUUAGUACGUUUAUUCUUCACAAACUGUUGGGAAUCAUAAAAGUGUUAAGUGAUCAAUUAAAAAGUCCGUCAUUAGAUUAUGUACGUGGUGAACAUCUCAUUAAGUCUGUUAUUCAACAAUUAAAAGAUCUUCGAAAUGAUCAAUGUUUUUAUCAGAUAUAUGAUAAAGCAAAGGAUUUUUGCAGCUUACAUGAAAUCGAUUUUACACACACAUACCGAUCAUAUCGUGCAACAACGAUACCUAUUAGAUUUCAAGAUUUCUUUAUCAGUUCAACAGUGGGACAACGUGAAGCAUUACACGCACCAACUGAUUAUCUCAAUAGAUUUUAUUUUCCACUGAUUGAUUGCAUGUUGUUAGAAUUGAAUGAUAGAUUUUCAUCCAAAACAUUAUCAUUGAUGAAAAACAUCUCCACCGUUUAUCCAGAAAGUGCCAAUUUUCUUAAUAUUGAUGAAAUCAAUGAUUUCUGUUGUCAUAUUGGUGGAGAUAAAAGUUCAUUAAAAAAUGAAUUUCUUGUUAUCAAACCUAUGCUUGAAUCUAAAAAAGUCAAUAAUAUUAUUCAACUUUUAAUGAAUUGA
Rotaria sp. Silwood2 is the source of this 1224-nucleotide messenger RNA. The record is from the annotation of a GenBank genome assembly. Lineage: Eukaryota; Metazoa; Rotifera; Eurotatoria; Philodinida; Philodinidae.